Pectinophora gossypiella (pink bollworm) is the source of this 1393-nucleotide messenger RNA. RefSeq names its product ras-like GTP-binding protein RhoL (gene RhoL). Bases 286 to 837 code for a protein of 183 amino acids. The record is from RefSeq and is a predicted model, not a curated record. Gene Ontology annotation, biological process: small GTPase-mediated signal transduction. The transcript is spliced from 5 exons. Gene Ontology annotation, molecular function: GTPase activity; GTP binding. Lineage: Eukaryota; Metazoa; Arthropoda; Insecta; Lepidoptera; Gelechiidae.
CGGCACCAGCGGCGCUGAAUCACUUCGCACUCGACCGCGAAACGGCGCGCGCGCCUCUUGUUCUAAUUUAAAUUGCGCGUUAUCGUAAAUGUUUCUACGAGUUUGAUAAGAUCAUUACAUCACCGAACGAUAAGGCUCGCCAAGGAUCGAUUCGUCUUACCGUCAGACAUUUAAUCACCAACGUUCGAUAUGGAACGGCAGUAGUGAAACAGUGUUAAAACAAUAGUCCCUGUUGGUAAAGUGUGAAUUGUGUGUGAUAAUUUGUCGGAUGUCGCGGCACGCACCAUGGGGACGGCGAAGAGACUGAAGAUAACAGUGGUCGGGGACGGUAUGGUCGGCAAGACCUGCUUGCUCUACGUGUAUACCAAGAAUGAGUUUCCUGAGGAAUAUGUACCCACAGUGUUUGACAACUAUGUGGGGCACAUCACAGUGGAUGGACAAGAGGUGGAGAUGGCCCUCUGGGACACCGCCGGACAGGAGGACUACGAGCGGCUGAGGCCCCUCUCUUAUAAUAAUACAAAUUGCUUCCUGGUGUGCUACUCCGUGGGCACUCGCUCCUCCUACGAGAACGUCGUCCACAAAUGGUACCCUGAACUGAAACACUUCAGCUCCACAGUACCUAUUGUAUUAGUAGCAACAAAAAUAGAUUUGAGGGAAUCUGGAAAAGCAGUUAUAACAACACAAGAAGGAAAGAAAUUAAAAAAGAAAAUAAAGGCGGUGCAGCUAGUGGAGUGUUCAGCACUAGAACGCAUCAACAUGGACGAAGUAUUCGAAGAGGCAGUCCGCGCGGCGUUGAAGAAGAAACCCGUUACCAAACGCACCUGCCAGUACCUCUGAAUCCUCCAAUUUAAAUCAUCUCUCAUUUAUAUUUACAAAAGGAGUUUACAAAAGUGCUACAGAUAUUAGAUUUCACUGUACCAACCUUCGAUCAACAAUCUAUACAAACGUUUUGAGGUUUUCUAUGGUAACCUAAAUACCAACAACUGCAUGGUACGACUUUUAGAAAGUACCCACAACAUUGUAAAGCGUACUUUGUUUCUACGUAUUUUACUAACGUUUUAAUAAGUAUUUUAUUUAUUUUAUUCAUCGACAAGCGACUGCAGCCGUACAUUUUGUCAGUAUUUAAUAUUUUAAUGUUAGAUUCUUAUAUUGCUUCACUGAUGGAAUUGCACAAUUGUAAAUAAGACUAAUUUUAAACAAAAUAAUAAUUUUUAUAGAGGAUUAGGUACAUUUGUACGUGAUAAAAAUUUUACCGCAAAAUUGAUCGUGAUUCGUUAAUGAUAAGUUUCGUUACCAUAUUAGUAACCAAUACGAAGUUUGUAUUAAAUCUAGUAUUUUAUAAACUACAAACGUCAUUAUUGUUAUUUUUAAGUAAAUGCUAUGAAUGUUUAAA